Messenger RNA from Parasteatoda tepidariorum (common house spider), 965 nucleotides. RefSeq lists its product as uncharacterized. The record is from RefSeq and is a predicted model, not a curated record. Lineage: Eukaryota; Metazoa; Arthropoda; Arachnida; Araneae; Theridiidae.
AGUGAGAAAGGGAGGGCGCGUCGGGCAUCUUCUUCUUCGGAAAGAGAAGAAGAGAGUUUGUAGGAUGAAACAGAUCUCUGGAGGUUGUAGUGUGUUCUGCAUCCCGCUUGGAAGAGGAAAAUCAUGCAAAACGUGGGACGGUUCUCUGUUUUGGCACUCGUUCUCAUCACGUUAUCGAAAUGUUUUGCUGUUAAUAUAACGAAACUCACUAUUCCCGACUUUGUCAAAAAUGGAACAGAAGAAUCAGUUCUUUUCGACUGUGAAUACUCGUACGAUAAAAGAGAAGAUGAACAUCUUGUUGUGAAGUGGUUUUUUGAAGACGAUCCGAUGCCUGUCUAUCAAUGGAUUCCGAAAAUGAAAUCCAAAAUUUACUCCGAAAAGUACAGAGUCAUUAAAGACUUCGAACUUGACCUAGACGACACCUACACAAAAGGCAGGGCAUUUAAAAUUGAAAACCCAACAACAGAACUCAGCGGUAAAUACAGAUGUCAAGUUGAAUCCCAUACCAGUUCUGAUUCAGAAGAAGACAGUAUGAUUGUAUAUGUUCUUCCAUCAUACGUCAGGCUGAAUUAUACCAUCAACGAUGACACGGUUAGAUUUGUAUGUGAAAUAGAUGAAGUUCAUCCCCUUCCAGACGUGAUACUCUACCAAGAAGCUCCUGGGCCAGUUAAAAACAAGACAGUCAUCGAAGACAUCGAGGAAACUUUCGAACUAGAAGAAGACGGAGCUUACAAUCUCAAAGUAUAUGUUGACAUUCCCGAAAGAAACUUGAGCACGAAAAAUGGAGACGGAUAUUUCCACUUUGAGUGCGAGGUUACAAUUGAUGGCAUUAAUUAUAAAAAAACUGCCGGAAUUCCUUUCUUCCCAAGUCCCGUUGCGGAGAAGCAUGAAGGUAAGUUUCGUCACAAAAUUUUCUUUAAUGAAGGAAACUUUUUUCGAGAUUUCUUUUUUCUUUGAAUUGUUUU